AUGUCGGUGCAAGGAACGGUGUGGGGUCGUGUGCGAGGUCGCCUUCGCGCCUUCCCCGAGCAUCUGGCGGCUUGCGGGACCGAGGCCGCGGCGUACGGCAGGUGCGUGCAGGCGUCUACUGCCCCGGGAGGCAGCCUGAAGAAAGAUCUCUGUGCCCAGGAGUUCGAGGCCCUGCGGAGCUGCUUUGUGGCUGCGGCCAAGAAGCCCGUGAAGGGUGGCUGCUAG
Molecule: messenger RNA, 225 nt
Organism: Chrysochloris asiatica (Cape golden mole)
Lineage: Eukaryota; Metazoa; Chordata; Mammalia; Afrosoricida; Chrysochloridae
Gene: NDUFAF8
Product: chromosome unknown open reading frame, human C17orf89
Exons: 3
Coding region: 1-225 (74 amino acids)
Biological process (GO): mitochondrial respiratory chain complex I assembly
Cellular component (GO): mitochondrion
Source: RefSeq, a predicted model, not a curated record